UGGCGGACAAAGGCAAAAAUAAAUUUUACUUCCUUGUUUUCCUCAAUUUGUGAUGUGAAAAAGGCAUCUGACGUUGAGAAUCCUGCAUCAAAAUGGUUCGCAAAAAGGCCAGGCUAAAGGCAGACCAGCCCUGGCCGUGUUGCUGGAGCGGGAUUGGCUGUGAUUGCAGCUUAGGACUACUCUUUUUCCUCAGUUUCACCCUUGCAACUUCAUUUUUCAUUUAUCUGGUUGUGACUGCCUCGCUCCCGCCGGUUGGGUGGAUCAACGAAGGACACUGUGAGAAUAAGCCUGGGGCUGUUGAAAGGACAGAGAUCAACCCACCAAAAACUGAUAAAUUGGAGCUGGGUAAAGCUACGCAGGAGCCCCACCGGUGGCAGGGGCAGUUGUUUCAAAUGGUGAAGCCAGCAGAUCCCAAAUUCAAUACAUUUCCGGAUGAUAAAUGGAUGGGGUAUAUGCGAUCGCUGGGUCUGGUCAGUGUUGUUGAAAACAAUCAGAAAAUGCCACCAAGAACGUUGGAUUCCAUCAGCCCCAAUGAACUGGCUGACUGUUCAUCAGAGAAAUGCCUCUCUUCGUCUGAGAUUUCACCGUUCCGACAAUGGACCCUUUUCUUUCGAGCGUUGGCAAUGUUUAAAGUGUUAUGGGAUCGACAUGGCAGGGAUGACCCUCAAUGCCAAUUCAUUCUAGACAUGCGGAAGCGACCGACAUUUUAUAGUUACUCGAGAACAUAUUACAAUGAUAAGCUCACAAAAUUUGACUCGAUGGAGUGUAGAGUUAACGUCAGUGGGACCUUGAUGAAAGCUGGUGCAGUGUUUGACACAGUUUUACAGGACGUGUUUGUGAGGAGGCUGCUAUCUGCUGAAGAGAUGAGAAGGCUUGCGUCGCGAAUGACAGUAACGUGCGGGACAAUAACCAGCUGUUUGAAGGCUAAUAUCAUGGACGAGCUGCAAAAUUCCAAAUUCCAAUCGGCGGGAAUUCGCCGUCGACUGCUGGCCGUCGCAGAUGACAUCACGCGGGAUGCGGCGUAUUCAUAUCCCGUCGCCCUGAUGUGCGGCCUGUCCAGCUUCCUCAUCAUCUUCAUCGCAAUCCUCUGUGUCUGCAAUAAAAAAACGUCAACGAUGAACAGCUAUUCUGGAGAAACAAGUGCACUUGUAAAAUUAAAAACAUUUCGCAGGAGUGAAGACCCGGAUAUCAUGUUGAAGCAAGUAACGCCUCGGGUCGACCGGCGUUCAAUAAACAUCGAGGCCAGUGCUGCCCCUAUGAACAAUGAGAGACACUCGGUACACGUCAUUAUUGAAGAGAAGAGGAAGAGUGCUGGACCCAUAUCAAUCACGGAAAACGGACCAUAUCAGUUAGGACAUUCUAGAAAUGAUUCCCGGUCGUCUGCUCGGGGAGGCACACUAGAUAGAAGACUUCCUGCCAUUCCAAUUGUCGAUCCCACCCCUUCGUGUGACGACGAGCCUGACGACACAUACGACACGAUCGCGCCAACAAAAGUAGCAGCGCAAAAUAAAACCGAUUACGAUACGCGCACGGACACUAGUGAUUCCAAAACUGAUGAGGGGUCGCUCCGGUAUGAGCCGGUCCGGAUGCGCGAGGAUGUUUACGCAGAGGUGACCGAUGUAAAACAGGAACCAGCCAAGGAACGGCGCGUGUCGCCCGACGGAGUCCGAGUCAGUAUGGAUGAAAUGUAUGAGGUCGUAGGAAAACGUACGGCCGCCAUGUCUAAUGAGGAGAAAUGCUUAUCGCAGAUGCAGCGUGAACGAAUCAAUCACGAGUCGCCAUAUUCCAGGCUCCCAGACGACGAAUCAGAAUUAUCGGGAGACGGCGUCGUACAGCGCCCUCGAUCACAUAUAGACGCUGUACCAACGAAUUCGCUCCCUCGGGCACAGAGCGAUGAAGUCUAUGAAAUGUAUGACACUGUCGCCGAUGAAAGCGCAAGGAAUUCGCGGAGUUUUGAUUCCAACGAGGAUGGGUUGUUCGAGGAUGAUAACUACGCCUCGGUUGAACCACCGCCUCCCGUGCCUGAUCGCCAGUACAGCCCCGAGGAGAUCUUGUCCCAGUCGUCAGGUGCCCAGUCACCGUCGUCCCCAAUCAGGACUGACCGGAAUGCCGUCGUUCUACCUCCAUUGGUUGGGCCUGGGGCCGCAUUGCCUGUCCCUGGUGACGGAGCCAUGAGUGACCCGCCGUACAGCCAAGUGACGGCCCGCGAGUCGUUGGCAAGCAUCCGAGAACGGCACCAAGGACAGAUGUCACCCGUGGUGGUCAAUGAGUAUGACUCUGUGGACAAUGACAACGUCUACGAACCUGUCGACGAUCAACCUGAACCAAGCAGACAUCGAGCACAUACGAUACCUAAUGACGGGGCGUGUGACUGGUAUUCAGAAAUCGACUGCACGGCUGCUGCUAGACAUUCAGUGGAAGUGGGAGGCCUGUACAGCGACAUUGACGCCUCAUCGCCCGAAUUACGGGAUAUUACUUACAUCGAUGAGGAUCCUGUCGUGGCGACGUCACCAGUUGAGAUACGCGCCCGAUCCUUUACCAUUGGAUCGACGCCAAACCACGUCGACGACAUUUACGCCAACGUUGACAAAUCGAAGAAAACCGUACGGCGUCCUCCAGAGAACUUACCAAUGCUGGUGGAGAUAACCACCGCGGAAAAAAAGGACGUCCAUCCGUACGCUGUUGUGGAUAAGUCAAAGAAGAGGAAAAAUCGCGUGAAUAAUGAUGAGAAUACGCCCCCUAUAGCAUCUCCUGAGAACUAUAACGACACAGGCGCGCGGCCGAAAAUCCAAGCGUUCACUGGUGUUCGAGAAACUGAUAAAAAUGCCGGCCGGGAAAGCUUGGACAGUUCUGGUUAUCAAACUGUUGACAAGUUUAAGCCAGAAACGGAAAGUAGCUCAAGUGGAGCGGAAUCGAAUUUGAAAAGUCCCAACGGACAUUUACCGUCGUUGCCGGACGAGCUGGUGGAACCUGGUUAUGCUACGGUCGCCGAUGAUGAUGACGACGACGGUACCUUAUAUGACGAGAUAAGGUUGGAGAAUGGGACAAUCAGUAAUGGUGCUAAGAGCGAGGGAGAGAAGGAAGAGAUGUUUCACAUGAGUAACCACAAGGUUCCGGAGGACUUCUGGGUGAGGCAGGAACCGGUCUAUUCAGAAGUCGACGAGGACGACUCACCGACAAUUAUACCGGUGACGGUUUUAUGAUCGGUUUAUUACGAAAGAGUGUUUAUUUUUUAUUUUGCAUGUUGUUAUAAAUGUAUUUUGUUAUUGUUUUUGAUGGUGGAUUUAAAGGAUGACUUGUUAAUACUGACUGUCGCUAAAUAUUACGCUUAUUAUAUUUCCAUUUGAGGAGUGAAGCUGGGAAACCAUGAGGUGUUUACCACAGUUGCUGUCGUCUCAGUGGAUUAUUUCCUGUCUUUACCUGUGUGGUGGAUGGAAGUCUUGGCGUUUGGUUGAAAUGGGCAUUCAUCAAACUUGUUUCCCCGUUUAUGGGCAUUGCCAACUUAACCCCUCCGCUCGGGGAAUGGGAUUGAUAAUGAUGCAUAAGGCCCAACUCCACAUAAGCAUUUCACGCAAUGUACUGUAAACGGCCAUAUUUUUGGCCCUAAAAUUCUCAAAAAAUGAUAUAUUUCACAUUUUUAUUGUGGCAUAAGAUACAAAAUAUCUUUCGAUUCUUCCAAUCAAAAAAGUUUUUUUACAAGUUUUGAUUUCGCGAAUCAUAAUUAUUCACAAAAACUGUGACAAUAAAAUGCAAGCUAUAAUUUGGGUGUUUACAGUAUCAAGUACAAGGCCUUUGUUACCUUAAACAAUGUUGUCGACAAAUAAUUGACUUGUGUGUGAUACGCAACGUGAAACACUCAUGUGGAGAUAGGCCUAUCUGAUAUGAUAAUGUCAGUCAUGUUGAAUUACAUCACCACCCAGCAGAAUGAGCUUUCCAACUUUCUGAGAAUAAUUUAUAUUCAGCUAGACGUCCCAGCUUGCCACGCUAGACUUAUCUGGGAAGGGCCCGGAAAAAUGUGUUUGACACAGUGACAACUGCCAAAAGGUGCUAAAAGUAAAAAGAAUAUUACACUUGUUUCCAUCUGGAACUAAAAAUGAGGUGCAUUCAAUUUCGAGAUAAAUUACCGUGGACAAGCUUCGAGGCCAAGCCAAGAUUCUCAGAAAGUUGGGAAACUGAUUCAUCUCGCUAUAUUACUGUUCUAUGAUCUCAGACUUGUAUUGUUUGGAAACAUUCAAAGUUACGAUUAUGGAAAGUACCAUACUUCAUACUAUCGAAUUUUUUGUGGGCAUUUUAUUUUAGAGGAUAACCUUGAUUCCAUUCAAUUCUGUUUCGAAAUCGAAUAUCGCUUGUCUGCCGGCAUCAUCACAGGUAUUAAAUUGGUAUGAUUUUUAUCGCAUAUUCUCUACGAUAAAAUAUUGCUUGUCUGCCAGGUUUGCUAACUGAUGGAUCGCGUCUGUUAAAGAAAUAACACCACACUGGUGAGUGUUGUACUAAAAUCAAGAACAGGAGGGUGAUGCCAACAUGUAUGCCUGAUAUAAGGCACUUGGCCAAUUGUCGGAUGUGCGAACUUUGAAUGUGUCCAAUCUUUUGUCUUUUUGUUUUCCAUGAUCAUUCCUGCUCAAUUCCUUUUGCUGCAAAUUCCAAUUAUUUUCUUACGUUUUUUCCCAUUCGGUGUCACAAACACUUCACGUCAGAGUCGAUCAUUUGUCUAGCAGUCUCUGCUUGUCACAAGCCAGAAUGCUUGUAGCAUGGUUUAGCAUGGUUAGCAUACGCUAGUUACAAUAUUUCACACUAGAUUCCAGCUAUCAAUAGGGGGCCGUGUUGUAUAAAAUUGUUUGGAAAUAUCAAUAAGACGUGAGAUUUCUGAACUAAAUAAUGAAAUAUCUUUUUACAUAUCAAUUUUGAUGAUCAAAAUGAAAAAGUUUAGGGCAAUCAGUACUGUUUAUAACGAAUUGGUAAAAUUUUGCUUUUGUGUUGUGCAAUAAUUGCUCCCGGCUGUCAGAAGUGCAAAGUAAUGUACUGUAGGACCUCUCUAUUGUGAACACCCUUGGGACUGAUGAGUGAUGUCCUUAACUGAGAGUUGUUUUGAUUACAGAGGUCAAAUUCAAUGGAAGUGACAAACUGUAUGGACCAAAUGCAAUGUGUUUGAUAUGGUGGUUGUCCUUAAUAGGGAUGGUGUCCUUAAUAGGGAGGGAUCCUUGAUAUGGAGGGAUGCCUUUAUAGGGAGGGUGUCCUCAAUGUAGAGGUUAUCUUUGAUAUGAAGGGGUGUCCUUAACAGGGAUGUUGUCCUUAAUAGGGAGGGUGUACUCUUAAUGUGAUGGGUGUCCUAAGUGUGGAGGGUUUUCUUAAUAGAAAGGGUGUCCUUAAUAUAGAGCUUAUCCCUCAUAUGGAGGGUGUCCUUAAUAGAGAGGUGUCCGCUAAGGGAGGUUCCAAUGUACUAUCUUGUGUACAUGUGUACAUAUCCUUGUGACCGGUUUACUUGUAGUCUUAGUGCAAUAGUAUACAUAUGCUUAUCUGUAGUACUGAAAAAAGCUUCAUUUCGAUGUUCGGGGUUCAUCCUGGUGCAGAGACUCUCAGAGUUGGCCAUGUGUUUGAUGCUAAUAAAGCCAAAUAUAGAUUAUAGAAGAAUGCCUAAAUUUCACAAAACCGUAAAAUAAUGGCCACCUGAUUUCGAGGAGGGAGGAGGGGGGGAUACAAGGAUACGUAUUGACAGUUGCAUUAAAACACAUGGCAAAGAACUUUGUUGAGAAUUGAAGAAACCUUUGUGUUCUCUUAAGGAAUCGACUGCUUUAUAAAUAAUUAUACAAUUUUGCAUUGAUUUCCAUCUUUGUAUUGUGCUCCGUUUUGUGAUACACCCUGUAGUACUGUCUGUCCAUAUUUAGUUCGUCUAUUUAUUCCAGAAUAUUAGUUUAUAGAUAAAUUGUAUCAGUUACCAUGACAACCAUAUCAAUCUAAUUUAAUUGAAAAGGAAACCUGUGGUGAAAAAUCGGCUUUCCAACUUGUCGAGAGAGAAUCAUGUGUAUUUAAGUAGGUUUUCCAUCUUACUGGGCUACAUGAGUUUGUCAAAUAAAAGUCACUGGUAGAUAUAGACAGUUAUCAGCUAAGGUUCUAUUUUCAUCACCCUGGAAAAAAUCAGCUUUCCAACUUGUCGACAUUCAAACCAAUUUAGCUACAUGUCAUUCUUUUGUUGAUUUUUUCGUGACACCCUGUCAUGUACACCGCCAUAUUAUGCAUGCAUGUAUGUAUAUUAUUACCCAAGACUCCUUACCUCAAAAUGCUUUGAUGUCAAAAUGAUUUGACCCUGAAAGAAGGUCAUUUGAUUUAACCUUGUAGGGAGGUCAUUUGGUUUGACCCUGUUGGAAGGUUAUUUGGUUUGACCUUGUAGCAAGGUCUGGCUUGACCUUGAAAGAAGGUUAUUUGGUUUGACCUCGUAGCAAGGUCUGGCUUGACCUUGAAGGAAGGUCAUUUUGUGUCCUAUCAUAAAAGCUCAAUUGAUUAAGAACAAGCAUCGUUUCAACGUGUCCCUCAUUAUUCAGUACAUGAGGUGCUUAAAGGGACCAUAGUGCACAGUCAGGACCUUUUGCCCAAUUAGUCAUUACACUUAGUCAGCCAAUCAGGGUUCGGUUGUUAGAAAACAUGUUAGUUUAACAUGUUGAGGUGUUGUUACAUAAACAUUGAUGGAUGUUUAUAAGUGACGUGUCGACACCCUGUUACAAGCUUACAUGCUCUACCAACCAGGCCUAGGAUGUACUGGUAGGCAUGUGAUUAAGGAGGUUCGAUAUCCAAUUGGGUUGUGAACACACUUUAAAUCAAUUUCAAUGUUUGUUUUACAUGUAAUCCAAUCGGGACCUUAAUCCCAUUUGGGCAGUAUCUUAAUUUUCAAAUUAGACAUUGGAGCCCUUUACCGGCUCUUAAAGGCAAGGAAGCACUGCCGGCUGGCAACAUAUGACUCAUCCAGGUAGCCUGCUAAUGCAUAAUACCAUAAUGCAUAAGGCUGACACACUAUGAAGACCUCUACAUGUGGUAAUCAAGGAGGGCAUGGCAAACCAAACAAGGUCCUUGUGUGGACCGUACUUCUAACUGCCAGCUCUCUCACUGUGGCGGGGCAAGGCUAGGACCACCAAGGAGCUGUGAUGAGGCUUUCAUACCAGUGUUGUAUCUCCCGUUCCAGCGUCUGAACUGUUACAAUUACGCUUCAGGAGAUAUCGAAGAAUAGAUUUCAACUGUAACGGCUCAAAUGAUGGAGUCAGUGCUGCAGCAUCGGUUUGAAAGCCUGAUCUUGGCUUCUUUGGUGUCCUGGCACAGCCUCGGUGAGGAAGCUAUCAGCUGGAUGAACGUUCAACUCAAAGUCUGUUUACAGUCAGAGGUGGUUAGCCAUGACUCGGAGAGGUGGUUAGCCCUGACUUGAAGAGGUGGUAAGCCAUGACUCGGCGAGGUCGGAGAUGCUCAGAGGUUGUAGCUUCUUCUUCUUCAGCAUUCGCCCUGCACUGUUUGGCGAUUUUCUCCAGGGCAUUCCUCCUCUAAAGUGGGAUGAGCCUUUUUCAUGUACGGUUAGGCAAGCUACUUAUGUUCCUCACUUGGUGGGGUCUUCUUUUAACCUGCCCUGGCCAAGGAACCUUGGUUUUAAGUCUCAUUCGAAGGACUGAGGUUGCAGCUGAUUCCACAGGGUGAGGUUGCAGCUGAUUCCACAGGCUGAGGUUGCAGCUGAUUCCACAGGGUGAGGUUGCAGCUGAUUCCACAGGGUGAGGUUGCAGCUGAUUCCACAGGGUGAGGUCGGUGCUUUGUCCUUUGUGUAGUGGCACUUUUUGGUCUUAGUCAAAACCCAACAUUUUUUUACUGCCUUAAUCAUGAACAUAGUAUAUAAAUCAGUCUCGUGUCAGAAUUGGAAAAAAAACAUUGCCU
Lineus longissimus is the source of this 7902-nucleotide messenger RNA. RefSeq lists its product as uncharacterized. The transcript has 12 exons. The coding region runs from base 93 to 3203 and encodes 1036 amino acids. NCBI's taxonomy places the organism in Eukaryota, Metazoa, Nemertea, Pilidiophora, Heteronemertea, Lineidae. The record is from RefSeq and is a predicted model, not a curated record.